CUACGCGAUUGGGAUGCUUGUAAUGUCAUACGCAAAUGGCAUAUUUUGAGCAAGUUCUUAACAAAUUAGGUUGGAACGAUGGUUUCCAGAUUCCGGUGGCGAACGAUGAAAACAAAGCCUUGGAAGCUGAACUGGCGAGACUGUCUUUGCAUAAAAUCAAAGCAAAGAACGUGCUGGAAAACCUAAACAGCAAGGUAGAAAACCUUAAACGCCACAAUAACCAUGUGUCCCACGAAAGCGAGCAGAUUCAAAAGUUGUUAAUGGCCUACAAGCAACGCUUGGAUGCGGAAAAGAACAACUUUCACGUAAUGAAAGCCGAGAAAAGCAAAUCGGAAUCCGACAUAAAUCAAACUUUAAAAAAAAUCAAGCAGUUAGAAGAUACGAGGGAAGCGCAAAAAAAUGAACUACAGAAGGCGCUAAUAAAAGUUGACAAAAUGAAAUCAGAGACCGGUUGGGAUCUCGAAGCUUUGAAAGCAUGGGAGGAAUCGCUUAAGAAAAGAGACGAGGACAACGAGUUGAUCAAAAAGUUUUCCAGAGAGGACGAGAGAAAAUUUAACGAGCUGGAAGCGAGAAGACAAAAUCUGCAAACAGAAUACGACGCGAAAAACGCGGCGGUUCAGAAUUUGGUUGGUGAACUCCACAGCUGCGAAAUGAUCGUCGAAAGAACAGGUAAGGCAAUAAAGCAACAGUUCGCAGAGCGCGAAUGUCUUAUACGGCAAUGGAAAGACGCGAUCAAAAUGUUGCACCAACGUGACGCAGACAUAUCAGCGGAACAACAGCACGUCACAAACUCUCAGGAACAACUAGAAAAACUCCAAGAACGGCUGGGUGAGGAGAAUGAGUUUUUGCAAAAUGAACAAAAACAUAACCGCGAUAUCCAGUUGGAGAUACAAAAAUUGAACAGUCAAUAUUCACGGGCUAAGCUUCAAUUGGACGACCUUAUUCAAAAGAUUUAUCUGAUCGUCAACGAGACUCACGGGCUCAGACGAGCGGUGACCGGGGCCGCUCGACAUUUAGAACAGACCAGGUUAACGGGGAAAAUGCUUUCCGAGCAAAUUGACCAAAAAGAACGUCUGCGUAUAAAAACCCAGGAAGAACUUACCAAUCUAGAACAAAAACUGCAAGAAAUGAAAGGCACUAACGUCACUUCGGCGGAAAGGAUCACAAAAAUUCAAAACUUAAUUGACGGUCAGGAGAACAGCUGCAAAAUAUUUAUCAGCGAUACCGAAAGAAUCAAUAACAACCUGUACAGGAUGACUCAGGUGUUGACGGAGCAAAAGGACGCCGGAAAAAUUUUGGAAACUAACCUAAAUAACGUUUACUGCAUGUGCGCCAAACUAAAAAAGCACAUUUCUGACGAAAAAAAGUCUCUUGAGAAGAUAAAGGAAGUGGUCUACAACAUGGACUACCGUAUCGACGAAUUUGAGCAAAAGCUUUGCAAAGUGGAAGGAUCGGAUAGAGAGGAACAAGCGGACGAACGACUAAAUAAAAUAAAGGAUUUGGAAACAGUUUUGUCGGAACACGCUGAAGUGCAGCAUACCCUUCAAAACCAAGUCGAUAGAUUGCGGGAGGAGAUGCGCCGACUCUGGAAUUUUUUAACGUCCGAUAAAAAGCAACUCGAAGAGCUGGAGAACAAAGUAGAAAAUUAUCUUUUAGCCUACGACGUAGGUCGAAAACAAAUCGACGCUGCCAAACGCUCGAUACAAGAAAAACAGGUCGAGGAGAGCAUGAUGAGAUUGAGAAUAAAUCACAUCGAAGAUGAAAUGGAGAAGGAGGAUUGCAAGAUUUUCAAUUUGCAAAAAUUGAGGGUGGAUCUGGAUUUGGUCAUGAAGGAACGUCAGAUAGAGAUCGAUACUAGGAAGGCAGUGAUAUUGGCCAAAAAGCGAAACCUGGAAGAUGAGGUUGGAAAACUGAAAACAGAGAUAGGGUUGCGGAAAAUUAAGCUGGACCAGUUGCAGAAGAAGUAUCACAUGGAACUAAUGUCAUUGGGUAAAGACCAAGAAGGGCAAAACCUAUCAAUUACACAUUACAAAAUAAAACACGCGCAGGAAAAGUUCUUUCUGCAACAAGAGGGUGACGAAUUGGACACGAAGAUAAAGAAAGCCGAGCAAGAAAUCAUAGCAAUGGAAAACACUUUGAAAAUAGUAAACCUGACUAACGUUAAAUUCAAAAGUAACCUGAUACAGGUUAAGGAAAACGAUUUGCAAUUAGAAGACAUGAAAUCUUUGGGGUGUCAACUAAAUGACGUCAUGAUUAGGUUGAAGUACGCCAAGGAGGGGUUAGAAGCGAAGCGGUGCGAAGUUAAUGAAAUAAAAGAGAAAUUGGAAGAAAUGCGAGGAAUGAAACUGAGCAAACUGGACGAGCAAUCCCGACUGGAAGAAGAGAAUAUAUUAGUUGAAAAGCAAGAACGGAGUAAAGAGGAAAAAUUGGCGAGAGCCGAGCUGCAAUUAAAAAAAGUCACCAAAAAGAUUGGAAAUCGCGACACUUCCCUCUACGAUCAAGAUCUGGAGAUUCGCCAUCUGAAGGAAGCGAAUAAGACGGUCCAGAAGCAGCUAAUGGAUAUGGCAACAUCACAUCCGGAAAUGGGUCCGCUGAUUAACAAAUACGCCGACGAACAGGACGUCGAUUUAUAUCCGUCGCCAUGUUCUUCGUCACUUUAUACGUCGGUAACAUCGAGCAGCAGUUCAUCCUGUAGCGGCGUUCAGAUGGAAUCAGUGACGAUAAAGAAAGUAAACAUAUCGUGGAAAUAAAGCAAAUAAUUCGCGAAACUUGCCAAACUCCAGUUGCUAUUGGGCAAUUCAGAAUUCGUUUACGGCUUUUUUAUAUCUCCCGGCAUAUGAGUAUUUAUCUGAAAGUUGCUAAAGCCAGAAUAAAAUCGAAACGAUUUCGGUUAAACCCAUAUUCCUUUAUUCUCCCUUCGCCCUUAAUUUGAUAAAGUCAACUUUUGGGAUUAACGUGGAAUUCUUCUUAGACGGAAGUUCAUUAUCCGGGGCGCUAUCUUAAUUUUUAUUUCCGGGCGAGGAAAGUUGAACCAUAAAUUUCAACAAUCGGACUUUUAUGAGCUACUAAAAUUGUACCUACCACUAUCGCGUAAAUAAUAAAGUAAAUAUUUUGUUCCGGUAUAGUGACGUCUGAGCCAAGGCAAACAUAAUUUAUAUUAAAACGUCCAGAGGUACAUGUCCGGUAGGUUAUAGAAAACCGAUGAAAACGUACCUACAUAAAUAUUGGCUUAUGAAGACAUAUGGCGAAUCAAAGAUGUUCUGUAAACAUAUAAUGGAAAAAGUUUAUCAAUAUCUGGAGAAGUCCUGAAUAGUGAAUAA
Messenger RNA from Cylas formicarius (sweet potato weevil), 3320 nucleotides. RefSeq names its product coiled-coil domain-containing protein 39 (gene Ccdc39). Gene Ontology annotation, biological process: inner dynein arm assembly; cilium-dependent cell motility; cilium movement. The transcript has 2 exons. Gene Ontology annotation, cellular component: axoneme. Lineage: Eukaryota; Metazoa; Arthropoda; Insecta; Coleoptera; Brentidae. The record is from RefSeq and is a predicted model, not a curated record. The coding region runs from base 36 to 2750 and encodes 904 amino acids.